AAAGAAAUAUGGGACACUGGUCGGAUAGACAUUGAAGGUGAUCUAGAGAUGGCACAGGCAGUGUAUGGUAGUAUGUACUACAUUCUAAGCUCCACCCGACAUGAUUGGCCGUACGGAUUAAGCCCCGGGGGUCUACCGGGUGGCGAGGAGUACAUGGGGCAUACAUUCUGGGAUCAGGAUAUUUGGAUGUACCCCCCUCUAGUCCUGCUUCAUCCAGACUUGGCCAGAAGUUCCAUGAGAUAUCGUAAGAACAGGUUGCCGGCUGCGCGCAGAAUCGCCAAGGAGUAUGGAUAUAAAGGUGCUAUGUUUCCCUGGGAGAGUUCCUAUACUGGCCUGGAGACUUCCCCUGGGGAAAAGUACGGUAAAAAUCAGAAUCACAUUACCGGUGACGUCGCGUUUGCAGCCAAGAUGCUCUGGGAGGCUACCAAGGAUUUCUACUGGUUGCGGGAAGUUGGUUACCCGCUUGCGUACCAGACCGCGGAGUACUGGGCAAGCCGUGUAGAAUAUGAUGCUGAGAACGACAGAUACGUCAUCAAUGACGUCAUGCCGCCAGAUGAGUAUCACUAUCCGGUCAACAAUUCAUUUUUCACUAACGUUGUGGCUAAGAUAAAUCUUCUCUUUGCCAAAGAAGCCGCCGAUAUCUUGGGCAAAGAGGUUCCAGAAUUGUGGUCAACGAUUGCGGAAAAAAUGUUCAUUCCUUUCGACAGUCACUAUAAAUACCAUCCGGAGUUUGACGGCUACGACCGAACAGUGUGGGUCAAACAAGCAGAUGUGAUACUGACAGGCUUUCCGUUGAUGUAUGACAUGGACAAGCAGGUUCGCUUGAAUGACUUAGCAUUUUACGAGAAUCGCACAGAUCCUAGCGGCCCUGCCAUGACACAUGCUAUGUUUGCUAUUGGCUGGCUGGAAGCUGGUAAAAAACAGAAAGCAGAAAAGUCCUUCUUGAAGAACUAUGCUAACAUCCAAGGUCCUUUUAAGGUAUGGUCCGAGAGGAGGUACGGCUAUGGUGCAGUGAAUUUCAUUACUGGAGCUGGAGGCUUCUUGCAAGCUGUUCUCUACGGUUAUGGCGGCUUCCGAUUAAAAGACGAUGGCCUCCACUUCAAGUCCACCCUCCCUUCCAGGGUAACGAAGUUAACCCUGAACAUACACUAUCUGGGAUGCUCGCUAAAGUUUGAGGUACACGUCAGGGGGAUAACCUGCACGCUGGUGUCUAACGGCCCCAUAUCACCUGAUCUGGAGGUGGUGAGAGGAAGACACGUGUACGCUUUGAAAAGGGGCGAGCCUGUUACCCUGAAAACAAAGCAAGGAGUGGUGCGCAAGCGCGUGAGUACAGUACAAUCUGAAAUGCCACAGGGCGUGAAAGGAUGUCAUCGUAAUUUGUAAACAAGAUCUCAUUUACUAAACGCAUGCGUAUACCGCAAGCCUCCUGUCCACCCAAACAGGAAGUGUCCAUUGAAGUCUGGAGGGAACGAGUCUACUUCGGAACCUGUUCGCUUAUGGGAAGGGUCCGUGUGCAUCAGGCAGGUAUAUCGGAUUAGGAAGCACUCUGCAUGAAAGUGAGCGUACUGUAAGCCAUUCUUACGUUUUGCGCUCGCUUAACUCAAAAUUU
Orbicella faveolata is the source of this 1609-nucleotide messenger RNA. Its product is annotated as protein-glucosylgalactosylhydroxylysine glucosidase-like. NCBI's taxonomy places the organism in Eukaryota, Metazoa, Cnidaria, Anthozoa, Scleractinia, Merulinidae. Gene Ontology annotation, molecular function: hydrolase activity, hydrolyzing O-glycosyl compounds. The record is from RefSeq and is a predicted model, not a curated record. Gene Ontology annotation, biological process: carbohydrate metabolic process.